CAGUAUACACACAUACACUCGAUCCAUAGUGGCACCGAGAAAGAUUAUCGGAAGCGCGGGCUCGACAGCAAGGUACAUUUGUGCAGCGCCAGGUUGAGGGACGAGCCGUUUUUUCGUCACGACAGCAUGCAAUAGCAUGAAAGUGGUUAUGAACUGUUGUGAUUACAUCGAGUCAUCGUCAGCAGCCGCACCGUACUACAAUAAUCUGAAUCCCGCCUCGCCGCCGUCGCAGCAACCCUACCAGCCCCACUGUAACAACUACCCUCCGUAUGAGUACCAACAGUCCUCUUCCUACUAUUACCAGCAGCAGCAGCAGCAGCCGACACCGCCCAAGAGUAACAUGAGUGCGUCCCUGGGCUUGCAGACGCAGGCCAACUACCCAAGUAAUAAUUAUUACUACUCGCACCACUACAAUGGGUAUCAACAGCAGCAUCCGCAGCCGCAGCAAGAUUACUACGGCUCGCAUUUUAAUAACAUGCACCAGUACAGCUCAAAUUCUUACAACUCCGGAGGGUACGUUUACAACCCUCAAGAGGCACGCAUUCGCAAGGCGCAGAGGGAUCAGACCAAGCAGGCGCUCCGAGCCGCCCGCCAACGCAAGAACUCCGGACAUGCGGAGCGGGAGGUCUCACCUCCUCCUCACAUGAUGCGCCAUCCCUGCCUUCCCCGAAACGGACCAGGAAUGAUACCGCCCUUUGGUGCUCACCCUCACAAGGUGUUCCACGGAUCGGCGACCGCGGCUGUGUCUGCCAACGAGAUGAGGGGCCACGGAGGGCCCUCCGUGCACGCCUACGGCGCGUCGCCGCCGCCGCCGCCCCAGAGGUUCUAUCCUGCGCCCUACGUGGACCAGCACAGCGCUUACAGUAUGCAGUAUUCCAGCCACCACCAGUUGCCUGCGGGCUGGUUCGGCCAGCAACCUCAGUACCACCCCCAACACCAUCACCAGAUGCAGCCAAACGGUGGAUUUGGCAACCGCAGUCUUGGACGUGAAGUGCCAUACAUGAACUCUCACUACCUGCCUCACCACCAGCAACCUCACACACCCCAACAGCACCAGCUCUUGGGACCCAACAACGAAUCAGAUCUCACCCAAAUGCCUCCGCAUUUAAUCGCUAGUCAGUACGAAGUGGAAGGCACUGUUCCUCCUGCAGCUGCCUCUACCGCUCCGUCAACGGAAGAGAAGAAGGAAACUGAGGAAAAGAAACCAAGCUCAGCUGACACAGAAAACCCAGAUUCUCAACCACUUCCACCUUUCCAACAUGCGUUCGGCUCGACCGAGAUCGGCAGAUUUGCACACGAAGGUUUCUCAGCGCAGCUGACGCUUGUGCAGGUGCGGUCAGGGCCACCUUGUGAGCCAUCGCCGCCACCGUCGCUACCGACAGAGCACCCGGCUCAGUGGCUGCAAAGGGGGCCCAUGCAGCAGCAGUUUCCCUUAACUUAUUAACUUCCUGUCCUGAAACCCCUGUCUUCCUUCCCCCGUUUCAAGCCCCAGGGGCAGUAAUAUACAUUUUACUUGCGAUUUCCUGCUGAUCAAAACAUUUACUUCCAGCCGUACUCACAUAUUAUCAUUAUAUAAACUGCGCAUAUGAUAUAUUACUGAUUAGCAAAAACUUUGUUAGGAAAAAAACUUGCACUCUUAGAAUUAUCUUGAACUCUCUAUAAAUUAUAUAUAUUAUAUAUUAACAAAAAUGAAUUAACUCUCAUGGAUAUAUAUAUAAAAUGUAUGGGUCAAACAGUUUUUAAAACUUGGUGACGAAAUAUUUGUGAGCCCAGCAUAUGCGAACAAUUUUCUCGACAACGGUAUGAAAAAUAAUACACGCCACCCUGAAUUUAGAUGAUGGCAAAAACGUUCCAACCGAAAACAAUCCUUACCCUGGUGAGAGUACAAUCUGUUUUAUAAAAAAGGAAAAAUGAAAAAGUGAUAGGCCACAUCUCCUGUGAUGAUGAUCUCUAAAAUUAAAUGACGUUUUCAAUUGUUUCAGUACAGCGAGCAAAAUUAUUGAUCAUUAAAAGAAAAGAAUUCAAUGCAAAUGAAGAGUCACAGAACAGCAGCAUGCACUUGAUUAUAUAGAGUUUUUAUACAUCACACUCUUGACCGUCAUUGCUGAAAACAAAUAUUUUCCAGAAUUAUACAUAGUAAGGAUGUGUUCCCCGAACGACAAUUAACACACACUAUAUAGUCGCAGUUGAAAAUUCAGCCCAGAUUUAAUGCUUGAGUGUUUUAUUACUGGAAUUUGCACACAUAUACAUGCAUGUAGCGGUUAUCAUACUUCUAUAUUAAUUAAACAAAUGAAAAUGCAUCGGCUCUCGGACGCCUGUGCCAACUUAAUCUCACUCUCGAUUCACCAAUGAUCCAGUUUUUUAAAACAUAAUAUAUGCUUGAGCUGAGAGGUUAAUUGCUAAUUAAGAAACUGCGCAUUGAUGUAAUUACAUGAUGAACUAUAAUUUGAGCAUGUUGAAGAAAGACACGCAUCAAAUUCUUGUAUAGAGCGAAAAAGUGUAUUUUUAAUAGAAAAAAAACAGCGAGGAAAAUUUAAAUAUAUAUAGAUGCGUCGGUUUGUUCAACAGGCGCGACGAGUUUCGUUUUUACUUAUGCUGUCAGAAAUGUGCCUUUUUGCGAGAAAAAAACUGGACAUGCGAUAGUGGUAAUUACUAUAAAAUAUAUAGAAAGAAAAACAAACGGUUCCAGUUACAUCCCAUAAUAUGAAAUCAAAUGUUAACAUUGAGCACCUGUUACUCAAGAACUCUCUCAAAAUCCAGAACAACAUUCUUGGGGACCAACAACCAUUGCAGAAAAUUGUCCAUUCCUAGCGCUUUGAUCUUGACUCGGGCACGCGCGGAGCCCAACAAAAUAUUAGUCGGAAAAACUGUGCUGAAAAUGGUUGUAAAAAAAAUUAAGUGGUUUCUUAGACUUUCGCCACUUUUGGUGUCUCCACCUCAAAAUACUUUGAAACUGCAGAUUGAAUCUACUGAAGUCAAAAAGUUUGACACAAAGGGCUAUUAAUGUGAUACAUUGCAUAAAAA
Molecule: messenger RNA, 3024 nt
Organism: Neocloeon triangulifer
Lineage: Eukaryota; Metazoa; Arthropoda; Insecta; Ephemeroptera; Baetidae
Exons: 6
Coding region: 137-1444 (435 amino acids)
Source: RefSeq, a predicted model, not a curated record